UUCUCUUUUUCUGUUCUUUCCCCUCAGCUGUUAUAAAACCACACAGAUUCAAGAAUGCCCUCAAUCUAGAGAAGAAGGAGCUUCAGUCAAAACUUCUGUCUGUAAAGAAAAGCAGGAAGAGACCAUGGCAACAGCCGUAGAGCUGCUGGCAACGUUGGAGGAUUUGACAGACGGAGAGUUUAAAAAGUUCAAAUGGUUCCUGCAGCAGGCUGAUGCCUUGGAAGGCUUCCCAGCAAUCCCAAGGAGCCAGUUAGGGAAUGCAGACAGGCUGGACACAGUGGAUGAAAUCAUAGAGACCUACAACCAAAAUGCAGUGGAGGUGACCAUCAAGGCUUUGAAAUUCAUCAGAAAGAAUGACUUGGUGCAGCGUUUAUCAAACAUCAGCUCAACAUCCAAAGAGGCUCUCACUGAUUGCCAGCGUAAACUCAAAUCCAACCUGAGGAAGAGGUUUCAGCAUUUGUUUGAACAAGAAACAAAAUCUGGAAAGCAGAUGUUGAUGAAUGAGAUCUACACUGAGCUCGACAUCACAGAGGAAAACUCUGGGAAGGUCAUCCUCCAAGACCUCUUUGAAACCGUACCUGGUCAAGACGGAUCAGUUAGAACAUUAUUGACAAAAGGAGUAUCAGGUAUUGGGAAAACAGUCUUGACACGGAAGUUUGCCAUGGAUUGGGCCGAAGACAAAGUCACAAGCAAGAUUCAGUUCAUAUUUCCAUUCACUUUCCGAGAGUUGAAUUUGCUUAAGGAGAAACAAUACAGCUGGGUGGAACUUCUUCAUUACUUCUUUACUGAAACCAAAGAAGCAGGAAUAAGCAGUUUUGAUAAAUUCCAGAUUGUGUUUAUCCUCGAUGGUCUGGAUGAGUGUCAACUUCCUUUGGACUUCCACAACAACGAGAUUCUGACUGACAUCACUGACACGGCUUCGGUGGACGUGCUGCUGACAAACCUCAUCAUGGGGAAACUGUUCCCUUCUGCCAGCCUCUGGAUUACCACAUCACCCGGGGCAGCCAAUGAAAUCCCUCCGGAGUACAUUGACAUGGUGACAGAGGUGAGAGGGUUCACUGAUCCAAAGAAGGACGAGUACUUCAGGAAGAGAUUCAGGAAUAAGGAGCUGGCGAGCAGAAUCAUCACUCACAUUAAGGCAUCCCAAGGCCUCCACAUCAUGUGCCACAUUCCAGUCCUCUGUUGGAUCACUGCGACAGUUCUGGAGGAUGUGUUGAAAACCAAUGACAGAGGAGAGCUGCCCAAGACCUUGACGGAGAUGUAUAUCCAUUUUCUGUUAGAUCAGUCCAUACUGGCGAAUGCCAAAAAUCAUGGAAGAGCUGAGACAGGUCUACUUUGGAACACAGAGACCAGCGAGAUCAUUAUGUCUCUUGCAAAACUGGCUUUUGAGCAGCUGCAGAAAGGCAACCUGAUCUUCUAUGAAGCAGAUCUUAAAGAGUGUGGCAUUGAUAUCACAGCUGCUUCAGUCUACCCUGGAGUGUUCACACAGAUCCUUAAAGAGGACCGCCGGCUGAACCAGGACAAACCUUUCUGCUUUGUCCAUUUGAGCUUUCAGGAGUUUCUGGCUGCUGUCCAUGUCACUGCAUCCUUCAUCAACUCUGGUGUCAACCUCUUGGCAGAAGAGCCAUCAACCUCCCAACAGUCUGCUGAGCAGAGCACAGAGCAAUCUACAGUAAAUCACCUCCUCCAAAGUGCGGUCAACAAGGCUUUACAGAGUCCAAAUGGGCACCUGGACUUGUUCCUCCGCUUCCUAAUUGGCCUCUCACUGCAGACCAAUCAAGCACUCCUUCAAGACCUGUUGAAACAAUCAGGAAGUAGCUUACAGAGCAAUCAGGACACAGUCCAGUACAUCAAGAAGAAGAUCAGAGAGAAUUCCUCUCCAGAGCAAUGCCUCAACCUGUUCCACUGUCUUAAUGAGCUGCGUGAUCAUUCUCUAGUGGAGGAGAUCCAACUGUACCUGAGUUCAGAAUGGCUUUCCACAAACAAACUGUCUCCUGCUCAGUGGUCGGCUCUGGUCAAAAUCUUACUGUCAUCAGAGAGCGAGUUGGAUGUGUUUGACCUGAAGAAGUUCUCUGCUUCAGAGGAAGGUCUACUGAUGUUGCUGCCAGUGCUUCAAGCCUCCAGUCUAUCUCGAUUGAAUGGCUGUAAACUGUCUGGGAGUAGUUGCAAUGCUCUGGCCUCAGCUCUCAGCUCCCCGACCUCUAAUCUGAGAGAGCUGGACCUGAGUUACAACAAUGUGAAGGAUGCAGGACUCCUGGUCCUCACGGAUGGCUUGAAGAAUCGACAAUGUAGACUUCAAACUCUCAGGCUGAGUGGCUGUGAUCUGACAUCCAGGAGUUGUAAAGCCCUGUCUUCAGUUCUCAGUUGCCAGUCCUCUAGUCUUAGAGAGCUGGACCUUACUAGCAAUUCCUUGCAGGACAAUGGAGUGAAGCUGCUCUCUGUGGGACUGGAGAGUCCACACUGUGGACUUGAAAUUCUCAGGUUGAUUGGCUGUGCGCUGACGUGGAAAGGCUGUGAUGCUGUGGCCUUUUUCCUUAGCUCCCAGUCCUCUGGUCUGAGAGAGCUGGACCUGAGUGUGAACAACCUGCAGGAUUCAGGAGUGCUGGCAUUCAGUGCUGUUCUGGAGAAUCCACACCGUCAACUGGAAACUCUCAGGCUUAGAGCUUGCAACCUGUCAGAAAAGAGCUGUGAAUCUCUGGCCUCGGCUCUCACUUUCCAGACCUCCAGCUUGAGAGUGCUGGACUUGAGCAAGAACAACCUGCAGGAUUCAGGAGUGAAGCUUCUUUCUGCUGGACUGGAGAGUCCACACUGUAACCUGGAAACUAUCAGGUUGAGCGAGUGUAAGCUGUCAGAGAGAAGCUGUGAACAUCUGGCCUCAGCUCUCAGCUCCCAGACCUCUAGUUUGAAAGAGCUGGACCUGAACAACAACGACCUGCAGGAUUCAGGAGUGGAGCUUCUUUCUGCCGGACUCGAGAGUCCUCAAUGCAGACUGGAAACUCUCAGGCUGUCAGGCUGUCAGGUCACAGAGGUGGGCUGUGCUUCUCUGGCCUCAGCUCUGAGCUCUAACCCCUCCCAUCUGAGAGAACUGGACCUGAGCUACAACCAUCCAGGAGACGCAGGUGUGACGCUCCUGUCUGCUGGACUGGAUGAUCCACAGUGGAGACUGGACACUCUAAAAGUGGACCAUGGCGGAUUGGAGAGGUUAAAAUCUGGUCUGCGGAAGUAUGCUUGUGAACUCACACUGGACCCAAACACCGCACACAGACAGCUCGUACUGUCCGAGGACAACAGACAGGUAGAAUAUGUGCAGGAGGAGCAGCCUUGUUGGUAUCAUCCAGAGAGAUUCGAUUGCUUCAAACAGCUGCUGUGUGGAAAUGGUUUGACUGGUCGCUGUUACUGGGAAGUCAAGACAAGGGGAAGGUUUUACCUAGCAGUGGCUUACCGAGGAGUCAGCAGGAGAGGGAGAGGUAAAGAUUGCAUGUUCGGAGGGAGCGACAAUUCCUGGAGUCUGGGCUAUAGUUACGGGGGCAUUAUUUGGCACAAUAACACAGAAAGAGCGAUACCUUUCUCUGCCAAAGACACUAGCAGAGUAGCGGUGUAUCUGGACUGGCCUGCCGGCAAUCUGUCCUUCUACAGUGUGUCCUCUGACACACUGACACACCUCUACACCGUCUACUCCCGAUUCACCGAACCCCUCUACCCUGGCUUUGGGUUUGAGUUCAACUUUUGCCCUGAAGUGCGUGAGUCAUGGUUUGGUACCACGCUGUCUCUGUGUAAGAUAGAUGAGGGACCAUCUGAAUCAGAAACGGAACUCCUCCGACGGGAUCACCACAUCAUCAUGAGUACUUCGGUGUCGGCUACAGGGUGGUGCAGUGAUUAGAACUGGCGC
Messenger RNA from Sebastes umbrosus (honeycomb rockfish), 3889 nucleotides. Its product is annotated as NACHT, LRR and PYD domains-containing protein 12-like. The transcript is spliced from 11 exons. Gene Ontology annotation, molecular function: protein binding. The record is from RefSeq and is a predicted model, not a curated record. Lineage: Eukaryota; Metazoa; Chordata; Actinopteri; Perciformes; Sebastidae. Bases 125 to 3880 code for a protein of 1251 amino acids.